CUUCUCAUUUGCAUUUGGAUUUCAUUUCAUUUCAUUUCCCUCUCUCUAUCUCUCUUGCUUUCUCUCUCUAGGUCUGUCACUGUCUUCCGAUCUUCUUGUCUCACUGUUUAUCUCUACCUAUAUAGACACGCAACGGAUUAUAUACAUAUAUAUAUAGGUAUACGACGUACGCAUACGCAGGCCGGAGCUUUUUGCGUGUAGAAAUUAUCAUGGGAGUGCUAUUCGCUCUCGGUUGCUGUUGGAGUUGGAGCGACAGACGGUGGAUAUGAUCCACAUCGGAAGUGAAUCUCCGGUCGCCGUAGCCGCCUUGCUGUGUUGAAGUCUCCGUCCGCCUCCCUUUCCCUCUCCGCGGAUCUGUGCGGCGCUUCUGUUGAUGAAUAUUGGUGACUGAACCAUGUGCAGUGGCCCAGAGCAAUCAAAUUCUGCUACAGCUACCAACCAAUCUUGUUCUGAUACCAAAUCUAGUAUGAAGGACAUGUGCAAGGAUACCAUUGAGACUGAUGAUGCUUUUUCUAGUUUACUUGAGCUUGCUGCAAACAAUGAUGUAGAUGCGUUUAAGCGGUCUAUUGAGUGUGAUUCGUGUGGGGUUGACUCGGUUGGGCUUUGGUUAGUCCGAAAGAAGGGCUCGAAGCAGGUUGUUAAUGAGGAAAGGACUCCUUUGAUGGUUGCUGCCACUUAUGGUAGUGUUGAUGUCUUGAGGUUGAUUCUUGCUCAGCCUGGAGUGGAUGUUAAUCGAGCUUGUGGGCCAGACAAGAUCACGGCUCUUCACUGUGCGACGUCUGGUGGUUCUGUUAAUGCCUCUGAAGUGGUGAAGUUGCUGUUGUCAGCAGGGGCUGACCCGAUUGUUGAAGAUGUUAAUGGUCAGCGGCCUGCUGAUGUAAUUGCUGUUCCUCCUAAGCUUCCGGGGGGUAGGGCUUCUCUUGAAGAGCUGCUUUUGAACAAUACUUCUGAUGGUUCGGUUGGGGAGUGCAAUUUGCGAGUGUCGGUAACCACUUCGAAUGCGUCCUCACCGAUCCUCUCUUCGUCACCCGACAAUGGAUCUCCGUGUUCACCGUCAGACUUGGUAUCUUAUCCAAGGGAAUCGAAGUUUUGCGAUGUUCCUGCUAAUUCUGCACCGGAAAAGAAGGAAUACCCUAUCGAUCCGUCUCUUCCCGACAUCAAGAACAGCAUAUAUUCGACUGAUGAGUUUCGGAUGUUCUCUUUCAAGGUGCGGCCUUGUUCUAGGGCGUAUUCUCAUGACUGGACGGAGUGCCCCUUUGUGCACCCGGGGGAGAAUGCACGCAGAAGGGAUCCUAGGAAAUACCAUUACAGUUGUGUGCCGUGUCCCGAAUUUCGCAAGGGGGCCUGCAGGCGUGGUGAUAUGUGCGAGUAUGCUCACGGGGUGUUUGAAUGCUGGCUACACCCGGCUCAAUAUCGUACUCGCUUGUGUAAGGAUGGCACCGCGUGUGCUAGGCGAGUGUGCUUUUUUGCCCACACUCCCGAGGAGCUUCGACCCCUGUAUGUCUCUACUGGAUCUGCAGUUCCAUCUCCGAGGUCUGCUGCUGCAACUGCGAGUGUUAUGGACAUGGCUGCUGCGUUGAGUCUCCUGCCCGGGUCACCAUCUUCGCACCCCGUAAUGUCUCCUUCGUUCAAUCAACCCAUGUCUCCUACCGCCAAUGGAAUGUCUCAUUCACCUGCAGCCGCCUGGCCACAACCGAACGUUCCGACGCUGCAUCUCCCGGGAAGCAACCUCCAGUCGAGUCGGCUGAGGUCUUCUCUCAGCGCCCGAGACAUUCUGCCCGAGGAUUUGAACAUGCUGCAAGAUUUUGAUGCGCAGCAACUAAUUCUAAAUGACUUGGCUUGUUUUUCACAGUCGCGUCACAAUUCUGCUUCUUUGAACCAUUCUUGUCGUUCUAAAACACUAACCCCUUCGAAUCUUGAAGAGCUUUUCUCUAACGAGGUCGCCUCCUCUCCUCGCUACUCUGAUCAGGCAGCCGCGGCUUCUGGCGUUUUCUCGCCUUCACACAAAUCGGCUGUUUUCAAUCAGCUCCAACAGCAACAGAGAAUGCUUUCGCCCAUCAAUACUAGUGUGUUUUCUCCUAAAAACGUUGAGCACCAUCUUUUGCAGGCUCCAUUUGCAGUCUCCUCCCCGGGAAGAAUGUCCCCAAGAAGCGUGGAUCCCAUAUCCCCAAUGAGCGGCCGCCUCUCUCCAUUUGCUCAAUCCGAGAAGCAGCAUCAGCAGCUACGCUGCUUUAGCUCCCGGGACCUCGGUUCCAACAACCCCUCCAUCGUCGGGUCCCCUUCAGCAGCAGCAGCAGGUAAUUCUUGGUCCAAUCUAGGAUCCCUGAAUUCCAACAUCGACUGGUCUAUCAAUGGCGAUAAACUGAGACACCCGGGAAGGUCUUCUUCCGAGCAGCUUAACAACAACAAUGGAGAGGGGCCUGACCUAUCAUGGGUGCAAUCUCUUGUCAAGGAAUCACCACCCGAGAUGAUGAAAGACAAGUUGGCAGCCCCGAUCUCGGGCACUGCUGCUACGCCAUCUGGUUCUCAAAUCGACUCCAUGGAUCCUCAUUCAGUUCUUGGAGCUUGGCUGGAGCAGAUGCAACUUGAUCAGCUUGUGUAGCCUAGUGAGAAAAAGUAAUCAAUUUUUUUUUUUUUUUUUUUUUUUUUGCUUUAGACAAAACUGAAGUCUUUAGGGAAGUAUAUAGUAUUAUUUUGCGGCUUAUUUUUUGGCUGGUGGAAAGGAGCGCUGAAGUGGGGUAACAAAAGAAGGAAGACAGGCCAAAGGUUUCAUUAAAUUUCAAUCUUUUAUUUGAUUAAAGCAGCAGAAGUCAAGAAAAUUGUUGUCUUUCUGGGGCUGUAACCAAGAAAACCCAGUCCCAGAUUGUGUAAUGUUUCAUUUCUGUAAUACAUAAUUGUAGGACCAAUUUUCCCCCUUACAUUUCCUUUCACUAAGGUUUUUUAACUGUAUUUUCA
Ipomoea nil (Japanese morning glory) is the source of this 2955-nucleotide messenger RNA. RefSeq names its product zinc finger CCCH domain-containing protein 30-like. The transcript has 2 exons. Gene Ontology annotation, molecular function: metal ion binding; protein binding. Bases 395 to 2602 code for a protein of 735 amino acids. Lineage: Eukaryota; Viridiplantae; Streptophyta; Magnoliopsida; Solanales; Convolvulaceae. The record is from RefSeq and is a predicted model, not a curated record.